This is a messenger RNA of Paramecium tetraurelia, 960 nucleotides long. RefSeq lists its product as uncharacterized. The transcript has 2 exons. NCBI's taxonomy places the organism in Eukaryota, Ciliophora, Oligohymenophorea, Peniculida, Parameciidae. The record is from RefSeq and is a predicted model, not a curated record.
AUGAUUUAAACUAAUGAGUCGAACUCAUUUUUGGAUUUUUAGGAGAUGGAAUAAGAAUCAGAACCUCGAACAUCAAAAAAGGUUAGAAAAAACCCUAUACAAAAUGAUGAAGAUUCUUGGGAAGAAGAUUUCUAAUAUAUAUCUCAAUUUAGAAGUAGCUUUAAAACAAGAGGAAAGCAAGUCUCAUUAAAAGAAGUUUAUUUAGAAUAAAUAGAAAACGAUCCUAUAUUUUGGAAAUGUGUUCCUCAUCCAAAAUUAUUAGAAUACUUAGAGAUUCAUCAUUAUAAUGAUAUUUACGAUUAUGUCAAAUAUUGCAAUAAAAAGGGUCUCUUGCUAGAUUAACCAAUCAAAAAAUUCUUUUAGGAGCCAUUCGAAAUCCCCAAAUAUAACUAUUAUUAAAUGAAAGAAAUUCACGAGAAAAAUUAUACUCAGAGAUGCAUAGAAAGUUUGGUUGAUGAAGUUAAGAAGUUGAAAAUAUCCAAAGUGUCUGAAUUUCCAAAGACCAAUAAUGGAAAUAUAAUUAAAUUUUAUGAUUCAGAAGCAUUAAAAGAAUAAUAUCAAAGAUAAGAAUAGAUUAAAAAUAAGUAAAGAGAGUUAGGGAGAUAGAUUAAAGAGAGAAAAUUAUAAAAUGAUCUUAAAGCAUAAGAACUUAAACCAAUUUAUGAAGAAUUUCCACUUGAUCAACCAAUAAAUGAAGAAACAAUUAAAACUUGUAUAUUGGAAUUCAUCAAAUUCAAUUUUUCCAUCGUCUAAUAAUUUGAACCUAUAAAAAGAUUGAAAGAUCAAAGUUAUGAUGAAGACAUCGAUUAUGAUUUUCUAUCAGAGGAUUCUUUGCAAGAGAUUUGUUCCACACAUCCUCGAGAAAGGAAGAACUUUUACACAAUAAAUUUCGCCAAAAGGGUUCAAGUGAUCUAGGUUGUAAAUCUUUUCAGUUUUUAGAAGGAUGAAACUGUAGUUUGA